Molecule: messenger RNA, 1056 nt
Organism: Dracunculus medinensis (Guinea worm)
Lineage: Eukaryota; Metazoa; Nematoda; Chromadorea; Rhabditida; Dracunculidae
Source: the annotation of a GenBank genome assembly
AUGGAAAUUUGGUGUACUGUGCCUUCAUUUAUUAUUCGACCCAUUGGAUCAUUGCGGGACUUACAGUUCGAGGAAAAAUUACCAACAGCUUAUGGAAAUGUGAAAGUGUCGAUUUAUGGUGAUCGAAAGAAUCUUCCGAUUGUUACUUUUCACGAUCUUGGCAUUGACUCUGAAACAACAUUCCAAAAUUUCUUUUUGUUCGGAUCAGGUGGCUUGUUUUUGGAGAAAUUCUGCAUUUACAACAUCAAUGCACCCGGUCAAGAAAUUGAUGCUCUUUCUCUUCCUGAAAAUUAUAUAUAUCCUUCAAUGGAUGGGUUAGCAGAAAUAGUUCAAUCAUGUAUCGAUCAUUUUGGAUUGAAAUCGUUCACUGGUAUUGGAGUCGGUGUUGGUGCGAAUGUUAUGUUGAGAUAUGCAUUGAAAAAGCAAGAAAAUGUUGAUGCUUUGGUUUUAAUCAAUUGUGUUGGUACUUCAUGUGGUUGGGUUGAAUGGAGUUAUGAAAAAGUAAACAUAAAAUAUUUGCGUUCGGUUGGAAUGACAUCGUUUACUAUCGAUUAUUUAAUGUGGCAUCAUUUCGGUAAGCAGACUGAUGAGUGUAAUAAUGCAAAUAUGAUUAGACAAUAUCGAACAUAUUUCCAACGUUUAUCAAAUCCAGCUAAUCUUGCUUCAUUUAUUGAGACGUAUAUUAAUCGGUCUCCACUGGUGUUUUCACGUAACCACUCGAAUGGUCCUCAUUUGAAUGUGCCAGUUUUGCAGAUGGUGGGGUCUGCAUCUGGUUUCGUUGAUGAUACAGUUGAGGUUAACAGUCGGCUAGAUCCCGCCACAUCUGAGUGGAUAAAGAUUUCUGAUUCAUGUGGCCUCGUGUUAGACGAUAAGCCGCAAAAUGUAACUCAGGCCAUUUUAUUAUUUCUACAAGGCCUUGGGCAUUUGCCAACAGUGAACGUGGCAAAGGCGAUUAAGCAAAUCAGUGAUAUGCAGAAAAAUUCUGAAAGUGAUGACGAACGUGCGUUUGAUUCAUUUGCAAUGGAAGAAAUUUGCGAUGCGAAUUUGCCUGUAUAA